Oldenlandia corymbosa var. corymbosa is the source of this 5567-nucleotide messenger RNA. The record is from the annotation of a GenBank genome assembly. Lineage: Eukaryota; Viridiplantae; Streptophyta; Magnoliopsida; Gentianales; Rubiaceae.
UUGGCGGACACGCAAACUUCUGGACCCAAACCUAAGUAUAAAUACCCAAAUCGACGAGCAAUUCUUCCCUUCAUACACAACAAGCAACAAAACAGAAAGCAAAGAAAAACAACCAUGAUGACUACAGCAUAGAAGUUUGAGCGUUGAUUACACUUUCUUUUUACAACAAUGGCGUCUUUCUUUGAAUUCCCCAAUCACCAAAACCCUAGCUUUGCCGGAAUCGAUAUCAGAUCAAGGAGUUUUAUUUUUACUAGCUACACCAAAAGAACCAGAGGGGGAGUUUACAGAAGCUACAUUGAUGGGAAGGAAACAGCUGAAGGAUCUGGAUCCGAGAGAGGUGGAUGUAGGCAAUCUACAUCCUCUCUCUCCGGAAAUUAUUUCUUAUCAACCGACAAUUAAUAUAGGUAGCUUUUAAGAAUCAGAUUUUCUGUUGUAAUACAUGCCCAUCUGGUUAUGGUUGUUACUGUAUGAUUCUAUGUGGAUUAUUGAAGGUCUUAUUGGACAUGUGGCUCAUGGUAAAUCAACAGUUGUCAAGGCCAUUUCAGGAAUCACGGUAACUUAUGGACCUCUUUUGGAACUUUGGUGUUUUUGUUUGUUUACACUACAUUGACUUGUAAGAGGAGUUUGUGUCUUUGGACAGUGGGGACAUACAUGUUCUUGCAGGCUGUUUUUGAGUCUUUGAAAGAUAGAGAUCUGUCUAUUUUUGAAGACUGCUGCCUUUUAGCUUUUCGGUCUUUGAUCUUUAUUGACUUACUCUUCCUGUUUUUUUAACUGCAGACUACUCGGUUUAAGUGUGAACUGGAGCGGAAUAUCACUGUUAAACUUGGAUAUGCAAAUGCAAAAAUUUUUAAGUGUGAAGAUGCGUCCUGCCCAAAACCCAUGUGUUUCAAGGCAUAUGGAAGUAACGUGGGAGACCAUCCUCAAUGUGAUAUGCAUGGCUCUGAGGAGAGGAAGAUGAAACUUAUUAGACAUGUCUCUUUCGUUGACUGCCCGGGACAUGAGAUAUUUAUGACUAGGAUGCUCAGUGGAGCAACAAUUAUGGAUGGAGCUCUUCUCCUAAUAGCCGCCAAUGAAGAUUUUCCCCAGCCUCAAACACUUGAGCAUUUGUCUGCUGUAGAGAUCUUGAACAUUCAAAAUCUCAUCAUUCUUCAAAACAAAGUUGAUCUAGUUCCAGAAGAGGAAGCCAUGAAUCAGCACCUAGCAAUCCGACAAUCUAUGGAGGAAACUAUUGCUGCCAAUGCACCGGUGAUACCGAUCUCUGCACAACUGAAUAUAGGCAUUGAUGUUGUUUGUGAAUAUAUUGCAAAAAGGAUUCCUGUACCUGUUCGGGAUUUUAUAUCACCACCACAUAUGGUUGUGAUUCGUUCAUUUGACGUGAAUAAGCCUGGUUCUGCUGUUGAUGAAAUGAAAGGCGGGGUCAUAGGCGGAAGUAUUACCAAGGGUGUUCUGAAGGUUAAUCAGAUUAUUGAGCUUCGUCCUGGGCUCACCCAGAAAUAUGCCAACAACAAGUGGAUGUGCAUACCAUUAUAUACGAGAGUUGUUUCACUCUUUUCUGAACAAAAUGAGCUCCAAAUCGCAGUUCCUGGUGGUCUUAUUGGUGUUGGCACAACAAUGGAUCCUGCACUCUCUCGCUGCGAUGGGCUGGUCGGUCACGUGCUUGGUCAGGUGGGGACGCUGCCUGAUGUGUAUAGUGAACUCAAGAUUGGAAACAUUCGUCUUCUUCGUAAACUCUUGGGAGCGGCAUCGAAGGACGGUACAGCAGCAACAGUGGAACGGCUUGCAAAGGGGGAAACUCUGCUGCUGAACAUUUCAGCCAUGGCAAAAGGUGGGGAAGUUCUUAAAGUAAGAGGUACAAGUGCUACUUUACGGCUCAACCAACCUGUCUGCACGAGUACUGGAGAGAGAGUUGUCAUCAGCAGGCGCGUUCAGGGACAUUGGCGACUGAUUGGUUGGGGUGAAAUUGAAGGUGGAACUAGACUUGAUAUCCCUGCUGCCCCCAACUGGAUUAUGUGAUGAGGAGAUCUAGUCUACCAGUUUUCAAGUACUUUUGAGAAUCAUGUCUUCUUUUCUGUGCUUCAUUUAUCUAUGAUUUGGAUUUGGAUUUGGAUUUGGAGGAUUGAAUGAAUUUUAACUUCUUUUGUGUGAUCAAAUGUUUUGGAUUAAAAUAUUUCCGAAUUGUGUGUUAAACGAGCCUUUUGUUCUGGAAACAAACAACAAAAGUUGGUGAAGAUAUCUAAUCACAUAGCUAAGAGCCAGAAAAAUCCCUGCCAAAAAAUCGCAAUUACAAGGUUUAGAGAGUUCUCUGAUUGUGUCACAAAAUUAGGUGAAGAAGAAAAAAAAAAGAAGGCUAAAUACAAGUCUCACCUAUCUACAUUUAAGAUAUACUACUACGAAGUUUGCCAGCAGAGAUUUUUCUUACCCUCCUUCAGGAUCUCAAAAGCAAAUUUGUAUCUUUCUGAUGAUGCUGUUCCAGCCUCGAUAAAGUCAUGGGCUUCUUCUCGCAAGCUCCACUUCAUCAAUGCCUUGAAAUCUUGCAAACUACCACCCGAAUCAACAUCUCGUAGCAUGCCCAAUUUUGCAUUUUUUGUCCAUCGAUGCAAUACAUAGUGGGAGGGAAGUUCGCAAAUGUUCAUCAUCUGGAACACCUUAAGUGCAUGCCUACAAAGGAUUCCUUCAAACUCAAACAGCUUACAACUGCAACUGACGUUGAGGUUUGAUGCAUUGAAUGCAACUGUAUUCCGCUCUUCUCCAUUUCCAUACUUCUGCACCAAAUACCGACUAAUAGCACCUUCGACGUUAAUCCUGAUUCCACCAUAACUAUAGCAUUCCAAAACCUCUUUCUGGACCACUUUAAACAUUUUCAUUGUAUAAAGCCUUUGACAUUGUUCUUCAAUCGGAUCUUUGGUACGCAAAAUUGGUUGCAAGUUAAAUGAGUUGAAAUCUUCUUUCCUUUCUUCCUCUCGACGUUGUUCAACCACCUUCUCAUACUGUACAAUAAAUUCAUCCAGGGAAGUUUGUGCCAUCAAUACUGUACCAAAAUAGGACUUAAAGCUUCCAUCCAAUGGAAUACCUGCAAAGAAUGAGCUUUUCAAAUGCAAUGGAACCCAGCUCCGACGAACCCUGUACAUUUCCUUCAACCAGGAAUUCUCUUUCAAGUUAUAUUUAUCCAUGAGAACAUCCCAUGCAGAAUCAAAUUCACCAGCUGUCUGGCUUUGCGAAACGCAAGCCUCAAAUUCACAUUUGAACUUUGAAUUGACGAGAAGUGCUCCGAGGUUUUCUUGUUUUUUUCCCUGCAUUUGCCAGGAAGAAAAUCGAUGAUGUGUUCUAGGAAAUACACGAGCGAUGGCAUAUUGAAUGGCUUUGUCCUGAUCAGCUAUUAUUGAUCCAGGGCAUUGCCCAGACAUUGCCCUAAGCCAUGUUCGGAACACCCAAGUAAACGAUUCCUCAGAUUCAUCUGCAAUUAAAGCACAACCCAAAAGCACUGGUUGCCUGUGAUGAUUAACUCCAAUGAAUGAUGCAAACGGCACCAAAAAUCUAUCCCUAUGAUACCCUGUAUCAAAAACAAUAGCAUCCCCAAAUUGAGCCCCAUGAAAUCUAGAUCGUGCAUCUGCCCAGAAAAGGUUUGCAGCUCGGCCAUUAUCCAUCUCCACAGCAUAGAAGAAGCCUGUAUCUUCUGCUUGCCGAGUCUGAAAAUAUUCUAGAAGUACAGCAUACCAAUUACUUCCAAUAUUACCCCCUCGACGUCGUUUAACAAGACUGAGUCCACCAUUAGUUUCAACUAAAUCCAGAUGUUCCAACCCAUUAACUUCUUCCUCCCUGGAUCCCUUAGCCGCAAGAGCAGUUCCUUGAUCAGUAGCCUCCACGAUGCCAACUUCAUGAUUGUGGUCCUUCUGGAAACGGUCAACAACCCACCUUCCUGAUUCUUGUCUUUGUAUCCUCAUAAAUACUCCACAACCCACUCUAGAAGGGUGCUGGUGCCCUUCCUUUGAGCAGACAAAUCUCCGGGAUGUAAUUGAACCGUCAUUUUUAGAUCGGAACAACUGACCAAUCCGAACUCUAAAUCCGUUAUUAGCUGCAUACAUGCAAUAGAAUUUAUAUGCUUCAUUAGCAGAAACGAACUCUAGACCUUUGUACGGUUCACCAUGGAGGUCUCCGUUGGACCUGUCCCUUUUAGGGCAUUUGACGUCAAUGAUUUUAGAUGGACCUUCCUCGUCAUGUGACCUUAUCCCUGUUCUAGUAGAAACAGCAAGUGUCGGUCUGGGAGUAGGAAGAGUUUGUCUUGGUGUACGGGAUGGGCAAAUAAGUUCAAGUUGAUGGUUGUGUUCCUUGUGGACAUUAGCCAUUACCCAUUUCCCUGAAUCACCCUUUUGCACCCUGAUGAAAGCAGGACAGCCAGUUCUUGAAUUGGCCUGAAAACCUUCCUUUGAACACACAAAUCUACGGGAAAUUACAGAACCAUCCACCCUGGACCUAUAAAGCUGGCCUAUUCUGAUCCUAAAUCCCAUUUGUGUAGCAUACAGAUUAUAAAACUCCUGAGCAUCUUCUGCAGAAUCGAACUCCAUCCCCACAUGUGGUUCGACUUUUGACACUCCCUCAUGCUCCUUAUGGCCAUUGUUCUUUGUUACCAAUAGGGCAACCGGUUUGACCAUUACAGUCACGGCUUUCUCAAACUCUUGUCGGUUCAUAUCAAUAUCUACGAUAAGUAACAAAGAGUAUCUCAUGAAGUCGGAGGAAGAAUUCACAUCAAACAGACUUAGCAAACCGGCCAAACUCAAUAACUGAAAAUAAAUAAUCCAGACAAAUUAUUGGCACAAAAAGUUUCUUCUGGCAAACUCCAAACACAAAAAUUUGGAUGUCCAGAUCCUAUAAUUCGAAAUGGCUAUGCACAGAUACAACAAGGCAACAAAAUAGCAGAACAACACAAAUUACCGUCUAAAAGUAAACAGCAAGGCACGCAAGGAUAUUUGAAUUACAAGCAAUAUUCAAAUCACUGUCUUAGUUUUCUACCUAGCAGCAAGAGAACACUCAUCAAUUCAAACUUCAACCAAUUUAAGUAAAUACCACAGACCUCAAAGUCAUCAUCAUAAUAAUAGUAAUAAUCUGCCAGACCACCAUUUCCAGUAAGCACAAGAAAGGGAACAAAGCAGGCUAAUCUCACAAGGUUUGAAUAAAAAAAAAAACCCGGAAAAAUUCGAAAGAUACAACAGAAUCAGAUGAUUUAAAAUGAUGAACAACACUACAAAAUGAAAUAAAAAGAUUAGGGUUUUACCUUUUGCAUAUCUGGGGUAAGGAGCUGAAUGGAAGAAUGCUUGCUGGGGCUUUAGCCAAUUCUUUCCCUCACAAUAACAUUGGAACCGGCAAAAUAACCCCCUUUUAGUUGCCUUCACCUAAUCAAAUAUAAAAUCAACCAGCAAAGCACAAACUGGAACAAAUGGAGUGGGGACAAAAUCCCAGAGACCCUUUACUGACAAUUGAGUAAAUUGAUUCCUGUAUUACAUACGGAAAGGUGUAAGCUUUUCGCCAUUUUCUGGGCGGUUUUUAUAUGUAUCAGGUGAACCGGAUUUUAG